AUGUCUUCUUCUUCGAGCAUCAAACUUCAUUUUCUCCAAGCCUCACGUUGCAUUCGAACGGCUUGGCAGCUUCAAGAGCUUGGUCUCCCUUAUGAUUUUACGUUCAGUGAGWGGAUCAAUGGAACGGGGCCUGCUCCACCAGAGUUCAAACAGGCCGGAGGUGGACUAGGAAAGUUUCCUACGCUAGAAGAUGGAGGCAAGUUCUACUACGAGAGUGGGAGCAUUUGCGAGUACCUCGAGGACAGAUACGACACUCAACACCGACUUCUCCCCGCGCCCGGCGAUCCAAAGCGCUACGAGAUCUUGCAAUGGGUCCACKCAGCAGAGGCUACCUUCAUGCUCCACGGUCUCGCGAUUCUCUACACCAGGUGGUUUCAGAAAGACGGCGACCCGAAGAAGACGGAGGAAGGGCUCAGCCCGAACAUGAUCAAAGACCUCGAUUAUCUCGAGGCAGAGCUGAGUAAAGGCAAUGGGAAAUUCAUCGUUGGAGAUAGUCUCACAGUUGCGGAUAUAAUGAUGGAGUUCUCGGCUGAUUUUGUUCUUGUUCGUGAGUUGGGGACCAAAGGAAAGAGUUGGCCGAAGAUCAAUGAGUGGCUGAAGAACUGCCAUGAAAUAAAGACAUACCAGGAGGCUGUGCAGAAGACUGGAUACACAUUAGAUCGUUGA
Messenger RNA from Ramularia collo-cygni, 666 nucleotides. RefSeq names its product related to GTT1-glutathione S-transferase. The record is from RefSeq and is a predicted model, not a curated record. The coding region runs from base 1 to 666 and encodes 221 amino acids. The transcript has 3 exons. NCBI's taxonomy places the organism in Eukaryota, Fungi, Ascomycota, Dothideomycetes, Mycosphaerellales, Mycosphaerellaceae.